AUGAUCACCGAGCCAGCCACCAAAGCCAAGAAGAAAACCAGCGGAAAUUCGGAAGCCAAAGUAACCGCAGAUGGCGACCAUCGAAAGAGGCGUCGUAAUCGGACUACACAAUCCUGCCUUAAUUGUCACACUUCGAAGCGAAUGUGCGAUAGAAGGCGUCCUGCAUGUUCGCGAUGCACACAACUCGGCCUGACCGGAUUGUGUGUCUACGAGGUAGACGACCCCAAUCAACGUUCGGACCCGCAAGAUGAGAGCUCUAGGCUGCUCAAACGAGUGGCUGAGUUGGAAGGCGUGAUCCGGGAGUUAAAGAAUAAACCACAUCCGCGAUGGGUACAACCUCGAGAGGAUCCGAUGGGAGACCCAAAAAUUACUGUUUCGAAUGAGCCAGUCAGGUCUGGCGCAUUCGGUGAGGCGGUUUCUAGCCCAGCAGUAGCAACAUCGCCCACGUGUUACUUCUCCAAAUCGAGUCCUGGUGCACCAAGCCCGGCACGAUAUAGUCCUCCAGUCAACACCCCCGCCCUUAGCUCCCCUUCACCCGGCAGUACUACGCCAUCCAGCGAGUCUUCCUUCACAUUACUAAACGAUCCCAGAGCCCCUCCUCGACUGGAUCUAACUGCCUUGUUCUCGCCUUAUCCCAGUGGACCCGUUUCAGGGUAUGAUGGCGCUUACGGAGGUCAAAGCGAUCUGCUCUAUUGCGAGCCAUUCUCGGAGAAGAACGCAAAUACGCGAUGUAAUUGCCUGGCUGAAGCCGACAAUUACAACGCCUUACUCGAAUUAUCAUUGCGACUUCGCAAAGCAGCUCAGACCAUGGCUCAAUCCCGCUUCCAUCAAAUGGGUCCACCGUGCACCCUUCAUCAACAUAUUGCCGAACUGGAUGUUUACACUAGGAAAGUUUAUAGCAACUUUUUCGCGACUUUCUGA
Marasmius oreades (fairy-ring Marasmius) is the source of this 921-nucleotide messenger RNA. RefSeq lists its product as uncharacterized. The coding region runs from base 1 to 921 and encodes 306 amino acids. The record is from RefSeq and is a predicted model, not a curated record. Gene Ontology annotation, biological process: regulation of DNA-templated transcription. Gene Ontology annotation, molecular function: zinc ion binding; DNA-binding transcription factor activity, RNA polymerase II-specific. NCBI's taxonomy places the organism in Eukaryota, Fungi, Basidiomycota, Agaricomycetes, Agaricales, Marasmiaceae. The transcript is spliced from 5 exons.